AACCAACUGACCAAAUGGCGGCUCCCUCAGUUCUUAAUUGCAAGCCGCUGUGGAAGCUUCGAACAUUGAGAAAGUUGGGGAAUCUGUUAAUGAAAGUGAUACCUUCUUCAGUGGUCAAUCCAAAUUUGGAUUAACAAUUGGAAAAGAAUUUUAUUUAAUUGCAACCGUCGCCACUCGACGUUAUAAUUGGGUGUUAAGUGUUGUUACCGCGGACGUGGUUGGAUAGAGUGCGGUUGGAACCUUAGAGUAAAACCACUCGAUAAGUCAAGAAUUGAAAAGUGAUUCCCAAAAUAGGAUUAAUUGAAGAUGUUGAACAGGAGAGGCCAACAGUUUUUAAUCAUCGCUCUGAUAUUAAUCUCAGAUUUGAGGAGGAUAUCGUGUCAAGAUUUCACAUAUGAUGGGCCUCUCGGACCUAUGCACUGGGGAGAACAAUAUAACGGCUGUGACGGAAAAUACCAGAGCCCCAUUAACAUUGACCCCAAAUUUGUUAACAAAGUUAGUUUGCCACCACUUUCAUUCAGUGGUUUCAAAACAUCGCCCGCUUCAGCAAAAAUAACAAAUAAUGGCCAUACCGCUAUGGUUACGAUGGAUUUCAAGGAAAAAGCAACCGUCACUGGAGGACCAUUGGAUGGCGAAUACGAAUUCGUCCAGUUACAUUUCCAUUGGGGCGAUCAUGACGGAUAUGGCAGCGAAAGUCUCAUCGACCAUAAAAGCUUUCCAGUUGAACUGCAUAUGGUUUUCUAUAAAACAAAGUACGAUUCCUUUACAAAUGCAUUGGACCACCCAAAUGGAGUAACAGUUCUAGCCUCGCUAUUCGAGGUCGCUCCAGACCCAAAUCCAAAUUUUGAAGAGCUUACAAUUCUUGUGAACGACAUUGUUAAACCAGACACUGAAAGAGAAUUCCUGAAUCCUCCGAAUCUCUUGGAAUUUUUAUCGCCGGACCUCAUUCACUAUUACACAUACAACGGAUCAUUGACCACCCCACCGUGCAGUGAGGGUGUUACAUGGAUUGACUUUGCUACUCCAAUCUCGAUCUCAUCAAAUCAGAUCGCCAGUUUUCGUCGUAUCCGAGAUCACCAUGGGCUCCUUUUGAAGCAUAACUCUCGUCCAAUACAACCCUUAAACGGCCGCACUGUUCUAUUCAAUACAGAGCCCAACGACAUCGAAAGUGACAAAAAUAAAUACGACAUUAACGAUAUCAGAUAUGAUUUACAAGAUCUUGAUAAAGCAGAAAGUAAAUAUGAGAAACAUACAAAUAGUGGUAAAAACUACUCACAAACAAUCCAUGGCGCAAAUAAACUUGUCACACUUUUGUAUGUUUUAAUAAUUUCCCUAAUUAUCCGGGAGUAAACCUACAAGGAUCUUAGCACAUAGCAAUUAAGAAUAGAUACUCCCUCGAAGGAAGGAUCUUCGAUGAUUUUGGACACUAGCUUUAAUAAAAUUACGCUUAUUACUUCUACAGUACCGAAACGGUAUUGAAUUUACUUUGUUUUAACUCUCGAACAAACAAUCUCUAGCGUCUUUAUUUAAUGGUAAAUUAUAUUUAGUUUUGACUUUAUUACAUUAUUUACAAUAAGAAACUCUAAUAUUUUAUAAUAUAAUGAAACUCAGAGAAUUUUGCAAGAAAGUACGUGCAUUUGUACGAAUAGGAAUUAGCAAUCAAUCGGUUUCGAAUUAUUGGAAUCAAAUCGCAAGUUGCACAUACUUUCUUGUGAUGCUCACUAGAUAUUCAUUCGCCAUUUAAUAGUAUAAUUUGGGUAGAUAUUAAUUCUGCAUGAAGUUUAUUUAAGGGUGCAGACUAAUGUGAAUUGUAAGUCUCUAGUAUAGUAGAAUAUUUAUAAGAAUACGAUCAGCUCAUACAGAAGGAAUAUUAAUAGCAAUAAUUAAGGUUUAAAGAAUUGAGUUUGUUUUGCAAGGCUAAAUUCACGGUAUCCUGUUUUCUAGGUUUAGUUUAUUUCACAUAAUAUUCGAAACUUUAAUAAAUUACUAAUAAAUUACUUGCUUAAUUGCUGGGAAAA
This is a messenger RNA of Hermetia illucens (black soldier fly), 2018 nucleotides long. RefSeq names its product carbonic anhydrase 2 (gene CAH2). Gene Ontology annotation, cellular component: cytoplasm. The coding region runs from base 307 to 1350 and encodes 347 amino acids. The record is from RefSeq and is a predicted model, not a curated record. Lineage: Eukaryota; Metazoa; Arthropoda; Insecta; Diptera; Stratiomyidae. Gene Ontology annotation, molecular function: carbonate dehydratase activity; zinc ion binding. The transcript has 6 exons.